This is a messenger RNA of Cryphonectria parasitica EP155, 1908 nucleotides long. RefSeq lists its product as uncharacterized. Lineage: Eukaryota; Fungi; Ascomycota; Sordariomycetes; Diaporthales; Cryphonectriaceae. Gene Ontology annotation, biological process: cell-cell adhesion. The transcript has 2 exons. The record is from RefSeq and is a predicted model, not a curated record. Gene Ontology annotation, molecular function: myosin binding. Bases 1 to 1908 code for a protein of 635 amino acids. Gene Ontology annotation, cellular component: plasma membrane.
AUGGAGACGGUAAUCUACGACCAGACGCCGCUCGCCGAGUACCUCAAGGACGAGGGCGAGGAACACCAACGCGACUGGGCCACCCAGGAGCCCGACGUCGUGAUCGACACGCCGCCCCCGAGCCCCCCGAGCCCCUCGACCUCCUUCGCUCCCACCGGACGACCUCUCGUCAAGUCGCGCUACCGCUCUAGGAUACCCGAUGCCCUGAAUAUCAACCUUGCCAGGGGUACCAUCACAUCCACUCCCCUGAAGAAGAAGCGGCUGAGUUCCCUGCAGCAUGGCGCCACCAAGGUAGCGACGAAGCUCGACCGGGCCGACAAUUCCAGGUUCAUCGAGCAAUUCCGGUACACGAUUGUCGCGUCGCAGCUUCUGAGCGGACACUCGAUUCUGGCCCAGCAUGCCCCCGUGCAGAGCUCUGCGAUCGAGUCGGGGGCCAGCCAGGACCCGAGCGUGCCGUCCCAGACCGGCCUGAUCCUCACGGCGGUGGGCGCGCUUGGCCUGGCCUGGUUCAUUCGGUGGUUGUAUAAUGGUGGGAUCACAAACUUGACUAAGAAAAGAGUGGUAGUCUUUGUCGUGGUAUCUGCCCUGGCAGGGGUCGCCUCACAGGCCUUCAUCCGCCAGCAGUGGCUUCGAUAUGUCCGACAGCAGGUUUUGGCGGAAGCCGCAACCUUCGUCUCCAAAGCACAGGACUUCGACAGUGCAUCGAGUGCCGCGCUGGCUCUGAUCCAGGAGGUAGAACUCGUCUCGCGCGGAUAUCGGCUCAGCGCCCCACUGCCGCCCAUCAGCCGGAUCGAAGACCGCAGCCAGACGCGCAGAUGCGUGCGGCUCAGGAGGGCGCUGAGGAAGAGCUUUGGGGAUAUUAUCUCCAAGUAUGAGCAGGCGUCGUCGAUGGUCAAGGGCUUUUCCGAGCAGCUGGAUCUGGAGCGAUACUACGACAUUUACGACAUCAGCGAUCUGGACAUGUCGGAUGCUCUGCAGGGUUAUUCGGAAGGCGAAUUCGAGGACAUGGAGUCGCUCAGGACCCUGAAGGCAGCGGCCUCACGCUUCCAUAUCAUGCGCAAGAUGUUCCUCUGCGCCUUGUUGUCGAUGGAGGCACAGGGGGACGAGACUGAUUUCGUGAGGUGGACCACCGUCGCGGAGUCCCUGCGCAUGCUGGACGAGACGACGACCGAGUCCUAUGUGCGCCUAAAGUCUAUUCUGAGCGAGGAGGACUCGUUCCCAGCACCCGCCCCGACAGGAGACAAGGGUCCCCUCUCGCCCGGGCGAGAAAGAUGGCGGUCGCAGCUGAGAAAACUCAACUCGCUGACCACCGGCAUCCGUGGCCUCCAAGCAAAAAUGACGUUACUGCGGGAAGAGUCCGACCGGUCCCUGAACGAGGCCACCGACAUAUCCGAGUUGGGACCGAACUUGAUGGCGCAGUAUGAGUCGAUCGGCCAAGAUCUGAAGAUGCUGCAACAGGCCUGGGAAGACGGCAGAUCCGCACUGGCAUCGGGCAUUGAUCGGAACGAGAAGCGUCUGUCGUCGAUAAGCGGUAUGCUGUCGCCAAGAUCUCUUAGCGGCCUGUCUACGGUCGAGGAGAAGAGCGGCGGCGGUGUCGAGGAUGCACUGCGAGCGCUGACGGGAGACACCUCUGACCGCGUGGACCUGACCAGCAACUCGGGCGAGAGCGAGGAGGUGUUUGAGGCAGUGGCGACACCGCUACGGCCGAGGAGCACCAUGACAAGAGAGGAGAGGAUAGCAAAGAUGCGAGAGGACAGAGAGAGGAGGGCCGAGAUGAAGGAGAAGGCUGAUGCCAGCCGCGGGAUGUUGAAGGAGCUUGAGAUGGUCAUCAACCUGAGACCGAACAAGAACACCAACAGGAGGCAGACGAUGCCGCCUAUCAAGGCGGGUAGGGUCGUCUCCAUGUGA